Molecule: messenger RNA, 4258 nt
Organism: Medicago truncatula (barrel medic)
Lineage: Eukaryota; Viridiplantae; Streptophyta; Magnoliopsida; Fabales; Fabaceae
Product: DNA replication ATP-dependent helicase/nuclease JHS1
Exons: 34
Coding region: 120-4127 (1335 amino acids)
Molecular function (GO): single-stranded DNA helicase activity
Source: RefSeq, a predicted model, not a curated record
GUGAAGUGAGCCCUGAAAUUGUGAACGCGGGAAAAUCAAAGCAUCAAAAUUUCGUCACUUCUCAUUUCAAAUAUUCACAAUUCACAAUCAAAAUCUGAACCGAAACACAAAACCCUAAAAUGCCUCCAAAGAAGAAACCUAACAAUUCAUCAUCAUCAUUUUCAUCUUCAAAGAAACCCAAUCCACAACCAUCCAAAUACGGUAUUCAACACUUCUUCGAUCGCCACACAACUCAACAACAAAACUCUCAGAAACUUCAAUCCAACAAUUCAAAUGCAACAUCUCAAGUUGCUGAUGCUGCUUCCGAUUCUCGACCACCGCCGGAAAAAUCUACCGAUGCUGUUAAUGAGGCUGAUACGUUAUCUGAGGUGUCUCCAGAGAUGUCGAAGACUAUGUCGCGGAAACGGUUUAAAUUCUCGCCUGGAAUGUUCAUCAAGCAGAGUCAGGAUGAUGGGGCCGAUGAGGUUACAUGGAAGAUAUCUCCAGUGAAUGAAAGGCUUCAAGCAGUUUCAAAACGCAUGCCUAAGAUAAUUCAAGCAUUGGCUGAAUCUUCGAGGGCCAACAUGUUGCAAAUUCGCCGCUGCUCAGAAGAUAAGACUUCUCUGGAUAAAGGUGAUAAGGCUGACGAGUUGCUUAUUACAUCAACUCCCAAUGCAUCUACAAAAGCUCCGUUGUCAUUGAGUAAAUUAGGCCUGAAAAAAUUGAACCCUGACCGAGGUGUGGACUGUAAUGGCAAUCCAACUACUCUGAGCAACUCUUCAGUGGCUGUUGGAAGAAAUCCCUUCAGAACACCACCAUCUUUGUCUUGUCGCGAGCUUGCCAAGGAUGAUGAGCACAACGGACCAUCUGACCAGCCUUUUUUGAGGCAGCACAAAAAGGCAUUGCUUGAACUUUUAGAUCAAGUCGAAGAUGCAAUUGGUGUUGAUAAUGAUACAGUUUGUGAUAAAACCACUCAUUCCUGUAAUUCACAAGAUGGAAUUGCUGACGGGCUACCUGUCAGAGCCAACCAUCUAGUUGAAAGGACUAAAUCACAUAUACCUAAAGAGGUUGUUAGUGUUUUCUCCGAUUCUAGUUAUUUGGUUUUGGAGGUAUCUGAAAAAUCGCAACCUGCUGCUAAAGGCCCAUACAAGGUGCUUCGUUUACUAAAUGAACAAAGUGGAGAAGAGCGAGCUGUAAACUUGUGGGAUGAAUGGUCUUACAGUGUAGUCGCACCUGGAAAUACUGUGAACAUAAUUGGUGAAUUUGACGAAGGGGGCAGUUGUGAUAUUAAUCAUGAUAAUAAUUUUUUGAUUGUACACCCGGAUAUUCUUGUGUCUGGAACACGGGUCGCUUCCAGUUUUACUUGCCCAAGGAGAACUGUCUUAGAUGAAAGGCUAAAAUGCAAUGAGUACUCAACUGCAGCUUUAUGUGGAACCUUGCUUCACCAAAUUUUUCAGGCUGGGCUUACAAAUGACAAUCCUACAAUAGACUUCUUGGAGUCUUACACAGAAGUGGUUUUACAAAGAAAUGUUGAAAGUUUAUUUGCAUGUGGAGUAAAUGAAAAGGAUGUUCACAAAACCAUGAUUGAUGCUAUCCCUAGAAUAUACAAUUGGAUCAUGCUGUUCAGAAAUAUGGAGGAAAGAGAAGAUCCUAACGUUAAUUUUGGAAGUGUUAAUGGAAUGAAGAAUAUUGGCAUAUCUGAGGUAAUUGAUAUUGAAGAAAUGGCAUGGGCACCAAAAUAUGGUUUAAAAGGGAUGAUUGAUGCUUCGGUUAGAGUGAAGGUUCAUUCUAGAAAAGAUCGACCAGAGGGGAAGAUCAUGCCAGUAGAGUUCAAAACUGGAAAAUCACCUAGUGGCCAGACAUCAGUAGAACAUAAUGCCCAAGUAAUUCUGUACACUCUCCUGAUGUCUGAAAGGUACAAGAAGACCAUUGAUUCUGGUCUUCUGUAUUAUCUCCAAACAGAUCAGACACAGGGAAUUACGGUUCAAAGAUCUGACUUAGUUGGGUUAAUAAUACGGCGUAAUGAGCUUGCAAGUGAGAUUCUCAAAGCAUUAGUCUUGCAACAACUUCCACCAGUGUUACAGAGUACUAGCAUGUGCAGAGGUUGUCGACAUCUUAAUGUCUGUAGCAUUUAUCAUAAGGCACAUGGUGGAAGCGUCGAGAACAAUGGAUUGGGAGAUAUUUUUGAUUCCAAUACUAAUCACUUAAGAUCAUCUCAUUCUAAGUUCCUCUGCCAUUGGGAUCAUUUGAUUGACUUGGAAGCGAAAGGGACUGAGUUCAUAAAGAAAGACGUGUGGCGUUCAUAUAAUUUGAGGAGUCGCAGCGCCGGUGGUGUUUCUUCUAUUGUUAUUGAUGCUUCACAAGGAAUACCUUAUUCAACAUCUCACGAAGAUAAUCGUUUCAUUUAUCGUUUUGUACCACAAGAUAAUUCUUAUCCCUCUAUAGUUUCUGAUGAUGAUCCUUCUAGUGCCUCUUUGAAAAAUGAUUUGGAUCUCACACUGAGAAGUGGUGACUAUGUGAUAUUGAGUAAUGAAUCGAGCCAUCAAACUAUUGCAAAAGGGGUGAUUUCAGAUAUUAGUCACAAUCAUAUAUCUGUUUCCUUUUCCAAGCUCUUGAGAAUUCCUGGGAGGUCUUCCACGGAACAUGAUCUCCUUCAGCAGGUUUGGAGAAUCGACAAGGAUGAAGCUGUGACUUCAUUUGCAAUUAUGAGGUUUAAUCUUGUACAACUUUUUCUACAAGAUGAUCAAAGUGGUCAUCUCCGGAGGAUGAUUGUUGACCUUGAGGCUCCUAGAUUUGACGGUAGCUCUAUAGUUAGCCAUGAUCCAGCAAUAUCUUACGUUUGGUCUGAGCAGAGUUUGAAUGAUGAUCAACGUAGAGCAAUUCUCAAGAUACUUGUGGCAAAAGAUUAUGCACUUAUAUUAGGGAUGCCUGGAACGGGAAAGACAUCCACCAUGGUCCAUGCUGUGAAAGCCUUAUUGAUUAGAGGGACAUCCAUUUUACUAACAGCCUAUACAAAUUCUGCUGUUGAUAAUUUACUAAUCAAGUUAAAAGCACAGGGCAUUGAUUUUGUACGUGUUGGAAGACAUGAAGCAGUACAUGAAGAGGUUAGAGGGCACUGCCUCUCAGAAACAAACGUAAAGAGUGUUGAAGAUAUCAAAAUAAGGUUAGAACAAGUCAAAGUUGUUGCAGUUACUUGUUUGGGCAUUUCCAGUCCCCUGCUUGCCAAUAGGAGAUUUGAUGUAUGCAUUAUGGAUGAAGCUGGGCAGACCACUCUGCCGGUGUCCUUGGGCCCUCUAAGAUUUGCUUCAACGUUUGUUCUUGUGGGGGAUCAUUAUCAACUGCCACCACUUGUCCAUAGUACAGAGGCCCGAGAGAAUGGCAUGGGGAUGAGUUUAUUUUGUAGGCUUUCAGAAGCUCAUCCACAGGCAAUUUCAGCUUUACAGAGUCAGUACCGUAUGUGUCAGGGUAUUAUGGACUUGUCAAAUGCCUUGAUAUAUGGUGACAGACUGAGGUGUGGUACAUCUGAGAUAGCUAAUGCCAAACUUGAGUUUUCUGGCUUAAACUGCAGUUUGCCUUGGCUAGAAAAUGUUUUGAAUCCCAGAAGGCCAGUGAUAUUUAUAGAUACUGAUAUGCUGCCUGCCUUAGAGGAAAGGGAUCACAAAAUUGUAAAUAACCCUAUUGAAGCUCACAUAAUCGCUGAGGUUGCAAAGGAAUUGGUAAAAAAUGGAAUUGGAGGAGAGAACAUUGGCAUUAUUACUCCCUAUAAUUCACAGGCAAACCUCAUACGACAUGCUACUUGCAUAACAUCCUUAGAGAUACAUACCAUUGACAAAUACCAGGGUAGAGAUAAAGACUGCAUAUUAGUAUCUUUUGUACGUUCUUGUGAGAACCCAACAAGCUGUGUCGCUUCUCUGCUGGGAGACUGGCACAGGAUAAAUGUGGCUCUUACUCGUGCUAAGAGAAAGUUGAUAAUGGUGGGGUCUCGUAAAACUCUAUUGAAGGUUCCAUUACUGAAGCUUCUGAUAAAGAAAGUUGAGGAGCAAUCUGGAAUUUUAAAUGUAUCUAAGAAGGAUAUCUAUAGUAAAGGAGAGCUGAUUAGAUGCUCUCAAAUUUCAUGUUCAGAACAAACAUUAGAUGUUCCUAAAUGAUGAGUCAAAAUUCUUUUCCCCAUUUUGAGAGGGGCUUGCGCAAUAUUAUAUACCAGAUGUAAAUAUGUAAUGUAUGAGUGUGUGUUUUGGGACUAAUUUAGAAAUGAAAUUCUGUAUAGUGUUUUAGUACA